Molecule: messenger RNA, 2361 nt
Organism: Hydra vulgaris (swiftwater hydra)
Lineage: Eukaryota; Metazoa; Cnidaria; Hydrozoa; Anthoathecata; Hydridae
Source: RefSeq, a predicted model, not a curated record
CUUAUUACACAUUUAUGUGAAAUGACAGCAUUUCUAUUUUUUGCAUUUUUAUAGCUUUUAUUAAAUUUAAAAAACUUCUAACAAAGGUAAAAUAUAGAUUUUUGCAAUAUAAUUUUUUUAAUUUUAAAUUGACAAAUUUGAGGAAAAGGCACUUUUUCAAAGAAACUAAAUCUGUGAAGGUUGCAUUUUUGAGUCUCUUAAGAAAAAAACGAAAAAAUGCCCAAUUCAGCUAGGAAUCAUGAUGAAAACAGGAAAGUUGUUUGCCUCCUGUGUCUCAAAAAGGCAAACAGACAGCUCACAACGUUUUUGCAUGAAAAAAUUCAACAAGUCUACAGACAACAAAUCAAUUUUGAAGAUGUAAGAGUACCGCAAGGGCUGUGUAAAACUAGUCGAACUGCUCUGAGGAAACGUUAUGAAGGACAUCCUGGUGAAUUACCAGCUCUUUUUGACUUUGAAACUAUCAUUGUCAAACCACUCACUAGAGGAAAUCCUUGUGAAUGCCUAAUUUGUUGCAUUGGCUGGUUGAAAUUGACUGAAAAGCACCCUCUUGACACUGACACGAAAGAAGAAAAGAUUUCUAACAAAAGGUGCUCAAAAUGUCUGUCACUAAUAGGUAGGAGAUUGCCACAUCAAUUCUCUGUAUCACAGUUUAGAGAGAAUAUAAGAUCUCUGGCAGCCAAUGAUGGUAAAGUUGCGGAACAGAUUGCAUCUUCAACAAUCACAAGCAAGGAUGCAUCUCCACAUGGAACAGUUCGACUUUCACAAACCAAGAGUGGGAGAGAAUUUCCUAUAACUCCAGGACCAUCAAGUGCAAAACAGCUAUUAAAGGAUCACCCAGUUGUAACAGCGCAAGAUCUUGCUCAGGUUCAAAUAAACACAGGAUUGUCCAAUAAUGGCAUCAGAAAGCUUGCAACAACAAUCAACAAUGUAAGCACAACCAAAGUCUUGGAGCCAUACAUUGUUAAAAAAUUUCAAAACCUUGGGAAAAAUCUUAAAGAGAGCUUUACUCAGAUUACAGCGGCAUUUACAAACGCGGACAAAACAACUUCAAAUUACAUUGUUGCAUAUUGCAAGAGUCUCAAUAGUCUUAUUGAAGAUUUACUUUUGACACGGAAGAUUUUUUCAAACCACGUCAUUAAAUUGGGGAUCAAUGGCGGUUGAGGAUUCUUAAAAGUCUGUCUUGGAGUUUGUGAAUUGGACCCAGAGAUGCAAAGUGAAGCUUCACCUCCAAGCAAACGUUUGCUUACAUCACAAGCAUCAAAGGAUACAGGAGUGAAAAAACAACUUCUUGUGGCUGUGACUGAAGGAGGUCAAGAAAAUUACAACAAUGUGAAAGUCAUUCUUUCUCUUCUUGACAUUCAAGAGGUCAAUUUUGUUAUCUCUUGUGACAUGAAAUUGGCUAACAUCCUAUGCGGUCUGCAGGCUCAUUCAUCCUCUCAUCCAUGUACAUGGUGCACAGCGGAAAGUUCUAAUCUUGUGAAUUGUGGUACUCUAAGAACUUUUGGCUCUCUGAAGCAGUCAUUCCAUGCGUUUUCUGCAGCAGGUUCAAAUACCAAAAAUGCAAAGAAAUUCAGAAACUUGGUUCAUGAGUCUGUUCUUUCACUCGAAGAUUCUGCAUUGGUAAUUGAUCUAAUACCUCCAAUGGAGUUGCAUCUACUUCUUGGAGUUGUCAAUCAUCUUUUUAAGAUUCUGAAAAAUUUAUGGCCAAAGGCAGAUGAAUGGCUUCAAGCAUUGCAUAUAAAAUAUCAACCCUUUCAUGGUGGACAAUUUGAAGGAAAUUCCUGCAAUAAGUUGCUGAAGAACUUGGAUCUUUUGCAAAUAUUGGCUGAAAAAUACAAUGCUUUUCAAGUUUUUCCCAUCAUUGAAACUUUUCGAAAAUUUGAAAAUGUUGUAUCCUGUUUUGGCAACAAGUUACACAGUCAGUUUGAAGAAAAAAUUGAUGAGUUUCGAGCUUCUUUCUUUGCAUUGCCAAUUGGAACUGUCACACCAAAAACACAUGCUGUGUUUUUCCAUAUAAAGGAAUUUAUCCUGAGGAAAAAGAUGCCACUUGGUAUUUAUAGCGAACAAACAACAGAAGCAAUGCACCAUUGCUUUAGUACAAAUUGGGCAAGGUACAAACACCCAAUCAGUCAUCCAGAAUAUGAAAAAAGGGUUGUGAUGUGCCUUGUUGAUUUUAACAGCAAGAAUCUUUGAAGAAAACACUGAGCACAAAAUAAAUAGAAUUGGAGAUUUAUGAAUAAAUUAUGUUGACCUUACAUAAGAAAUCUUUAUGUGAGAACAGAAUGUACCUUUUUAUCCCUUUAGAAUAAUUUUAUUUAUUUAUUGUAUGUACUUUUGUUUAAAGAAUGCUGUAAAAAUGAA